Molecule: messenger RNA, 5640 nt
Organism: Carassius gibelio (silver crucian carp)
Lineage: Eukaryota; Metazoa; Chordata; Actinopteri; Cypriniformes; Cyprinidae
Biological process (GO): DNA integration
Molecular function (GO): nucleic acid binding
Source: RefSeq, a predicted model, not a curated record
AUGGAUAAAGAUUUCAUGUCUCGUUUUAUGUCAACGUGUCCGCAACUCGACGUGUGUAUGGGUGGGGUUAAUGUGCCUUGCCUGGUGGAUACUGGUUCCAUGGUGUCCACCAUUACAGAGAGUUGUUUCUUGACAAAUUUUGGGUCAUGGGGUCAGGAACAGCUUAGGCUAUGCCACUGGUUACAGCUCCGGGCCGCAAAUGGCCUCUCAAUUCCAUACAUUGGUUAUUUGGAGCUUGAUGUACAGCUUUGCGGGCGAGUAGUCUUGGGUUGCGGAGUGCUGGUGGUCAGAGAUCCCCCGGGUGGGUUGUGUGCUCAGGUUCCUGGUGUUCUAGGAAUGAACAUCCUGAGCCGCUGCUACCAGGAGCUCUUUGGCCAGCAUGGCACGAGUCUUUUCGAUUUGCCAGUCGUGUCACAAGCCCCUAUUUCUGUUUUCCAGGCUUUACAGCAUUGCCAUCAUAUUGAAGUCCAGCCAGUUUUAGAUAAGGGGGGUCGAGUCAAGGUGCGUGGACGUCAGGCGUGUCGCAUCCCAGGGGGCACCAUGAAAUUGGUUGCCGUAACAUGCUUUGCACAGUACUCAAGUGGUACGGUUCUGUUUGAGCCACCAGAUUCUGGUCUUCCAGCAGGUUUGUUGGCAUCUCCUGCAUUAGUCCAGGUGGACCGUGGUACGGCCUGUGUCCCUGUUGUUAAUGUAGGCACUGGGGAUGUCGUACUAUAUGCUAGCACGGUCGUAGGUACUGUCAACCACGUUUAUAUUGUUAGCUUGCCCCCAGAGGUUACUGAAGUUCAGGAGGUUUCAGCUAGGGUGAGUACACAAGUGGUGCAGGCUUUACCGUCUGUAAAGGAGCAGAUCAGGGCAAUAGAUUUGUCUGCGUUGUCGGUAGAGGGACAAGGUAGGGUUAGGGCUUUACUUGAAGAUUAUUCAUCUGUGUUUUCCAUACAUGAUGGGGAUUUGGGAUGUACCAAUCUCCUCUCCCAUGACAUUCCUUUGCUAGAUGAGAUCCCUGUGCGGCAGCGGUAUAGGCGCAUUCCACCGUCUGAGUACGAGGUAGUGAAGGCACACAUUAACCAACUUCUUGAGGCCCAAGUAAUUAGAGAGAGCUGCAGCCCAUACGCUUCACCCAUCGUCUUGGUCAAGAAGAAGGACGGUAGUCUGCGCAUGUGUGUAGACUACCGUCAUUUAAAUUCUAAGACCAGGAAGGAUGCUUUUCCUUUAUCCCGUAUUGAGGAGACGUUGGACUCGCUGGCAGGGGCAUGUUGGUUUUCUACCUUGGACCUUGCCAGCGGGUACAAUCAGGUCCCUGUGAGUGAGGCAGAUAGACCUAAGACUGCUUUUUGUACUCCAUUUGGGCUCUUCGAAUGGAACAGGAUGCCGUCUGGGCUGUGUAAUGCCCCCAGCACCUUCCAAAGAUUAAUGGAAAGGUUGUUUGGAGACCAACAGUGCCAGUCUCUUCUCUUGUACCUGGAUGACAUUGUGGUGUUUUCCUCUUCAGUUGACCAACAUCUAGCUCGGAUGGAGGUGGUUUUAAGCCGGUUAUUGGGGGAAGGUCUGAAGGCUAAGUUGUCCAAGUGUGCCUUCUUUAAACGUGAAGUGCAGUACUUGGGUCACGUGAUCUCAGCAGAAGGGGUCUCCACAGACCCAGGUAAGGUUGAGGCGGUUUCUCAGUGGCCUCAGCCAACUAGUGUUGCAGGGUUGCGGUCAUUUUUGGGGUUUGCUAGCUAUUACCGUCGUUUUGUGGAGGGGUUUGCGAGGCUGGCUGCUCCCCUCCACAGGUUGGUGGCGGAGCUAGCAACCCCAAAGCGGUCAAGGUAUGCAUCCCGGGAGUUUGUAGAAGCCUGGACUAUGGAGUGUCAGAGUAGCUUUGAGCAGUUAAAGGGUAAACUUACCUCAGCCCCCGUGCUCGCUUAUGCUGAUUUCUCCCUCCCUUUUAUCUUAGAGGUGGAUGCCACAGGGGGGCUAGGGGCGGUCCUCUCACAAGAACAGCAAGGUAAGGUGCAUCCCAUAGCUUAUGGUAGUCGAGGUCUGAGGCCCACUGAGCGCAAUACAUCUAACUACAGUUCUAUGAAACUUGAGUUUCUCGCGCUCAAGUGGGCCAUGACGGAAAAGUUUCGGGAGUACUUACUGGGACAUAAGUGUGUAGUCUACACCGAUAAUAACCCUCUUAGCUACCUGACCUCAGCCAAGUUGGGGGCCAUGGAACAGCGGUGGGCUGCCCAGUUGGCAGCCUUUGACUUUGAGCUUAAAUAUAGAUCAGGUAAGAGCAACCGCAACGCUGAUGCCCUGUCCCGUCAAAAUCUUCCUGUGAUGGAGGAAGUUCAGGAUUUGUACCCAGGCAAAGCUAUUCCAGUUGCAUUGCGCCAAGCUACCAAAGGUGGAUUAGUGACUCAGGUAAACCAAAUUGUGUCCUUUCCUGCUGGUUCCACCAGUGAUAUGUCUAUUCAGCAACAGGCCGAUUCAGUCAUCGGAGAGCUGUUGGUGUUUUGGAGGCGAAAAUUGCCACCCAGUUCUGAGGAGCGGAAGAGACUGUCCAGGUCUGCUGUGAUCUUGCUCCGGCAGUGGGAUCGCCUGGUGGAGAAGGAGCAGGUGCUUUAUCGUCGGGUGUUUCGCCCAGAUGGUGGGGAGGAGGUCCUCCAAGUGUUAUUGCCGACAGCCCUGAAGACAGAAGUGUUGACGCAACUGCAUCAACAUCAUGGGCACCAGGGAGUAGAGCGCACUACUCAGUUGGUGUGGCAGCGAUGUUACUGGCCGGGGAUGUCCUCGGACAUUGCUCGCUGGUGCCAUGAGUGUGAGCGGUGCCAGUGUGCCAAGGGUGUCCAAUCCGCUCCUGUUGGCUUCAUGGGGCAUUUGUUGGCUGCAAGGCCAAAUGAGAUCCUGGCUUUGGAUUUCACAGUAUUGGAGCCCUCGAACUCUGGUCUCGAGGAUGUGUUAGUCAUGACCGAUAUUUUUACGAAGUACACCCUGGCUGUACCCACUAGAAACCAACGAGCUGAAACUGUGGCUCAGGUCUUGGUGGUCGAAUGGUUUUCUAAAUUUGGGGUGCCUGGUCGUAUCCAUUCGGACCAAGGUCGAAACUUCGAGUCAGCCCUCAUUCAGCAGCUGUGUCACUUGUACGGUAUUGAAAAGUCACGUACUACCCCAUACCACCCUGCUGGAAACGGCCAGUGCGAACGUUUCAAUCGAACAUUGCACAAUCUGUUGCGCACCUUGCCAGUGUCAAAAAAGGGUGAUUGGCCAUCUUGUCUUCCCCAGGUAUUGUUUGCUUACAAUACGACUCCCCACCAAGCCACAGGGGAGUGCCCCUAUUUUUUGAUGUUUGGGCAGGAGCCUAGACUUCCAGUCGACUUCCUGCUUGGUAGGGUUGAAGAGCCGCUGGCAGGUAGUGUUCAUCGAUGGGUCCUGGAGCAUCAGGAUCGUUUGCAAGUGGCAUUUGAGGGUGCUCGUGAGCGGUUGGGGGCUGCGGCUGAACGCCGAAAGGUCAGGCAUGACUUACGAGUAAGGGCAUCACCACUGAAGGAGGGUCAGUUGGUAUAUCUCCGCGAUUAUAGCGUGAGAGGUCGACAUAAAAUCCACGACCUGUGGAGCUCAGUGGUGUACCAGAUCUUGAAGACCCCUAAAGAAGGAGGUGUGGUGUAUACAAUUGCCCCCACCACAGAUUUACAUAAAUUAAAGCAUGUGCACCGAUCUUUGCUAAAGCCUCAGAUUGGCAGUAACCCCUCUCCCAUCUUGCAGGAUGUUCCAGUGGUGGAACCUGUGCAGCCUCGGGAAGAGGAGUUAGAUGAGGGAGACUUGUUUGUCCUGGUGCCUGAGACACCGCAGGCUAGUGUUAUGCAGACACCUUGGAGUAUCACUCAGUCUGUCCCUCGGGGGUCGGUUGAAGCCCAGGGAGUAGAAGGAAUUCCAGACGCUGAGGUGAGUGUGCAACCGGUAACGGGCCCUCCUUCAGAUUCCGCUGUGACUGGUGAGAGCAUGAUUAGAAGAACUGGAAGAAGUACUGCCGGGCAGCACUCUAAUGUAUACCAUCUCCCACGGUCAUUGGGGCUAGGUACAGUGUCUAGUGUAGUGGGUAGUACAGCUGUUGCUUUGUUCCGUCCUUGGGACUGGCUGUCGGCAAUAACACUUGGAGGACCUCCUCCCCACCAUCUGGGCGAAACACCCGACGAUAAAGCACCUGCUCCUUCUCCACCAGAGCUGUUGGUGUUUUGGAGGCGAAAAUUGCCACCCAGUUCUGAGGAGCGGAAGAGACUGUCCAGGUCUGCUGUGAUCUUGCUCCGGCAGUGGGAUCGCCUGGUGGAGAAGGAGCAGGUGCUUUAUCGUCGGGUGUUUCGCCCAGAUGGUGGGGAGGAGGUCCUCCAAGUGUUAUUGCCGACAGCCCUGAAGACAGAAGUGUUGACGCAACUGCAUCAACAUCAUGGGCACCAGGGAGUAGAGCGCACUACUCAGUUGGUGUGGCAGCGAUGUUACUGGCCGGGGAUGUCCUCGGACAUUGCUCGCUGGUGCCAUGAGUGUGAGCGGUGCCAGUGUGCCAAGGGUGUCCAAUCCGCUCCUGUUGGCUUCAUGGGGCAUUUGUUGGCUGCAAGGCCAAAUGAGAUCCUGGCUUUGGAUUUCACAGUAUUGGAGCCCUCGAACUCUGGUCUCGAGGAUGUGUUAGUCAUGACCGAUAUUUUUACGAAGUACACCCUGGCUGUACCCACUAGAAACCAACGAGCUGAAACUGUGGCCCAGGUCUUGGUGGUCGAAUGGUUUUCUAAAUUUGGGGUGCCUGGUCGUAUCCAUUCGGACCAAGGUCGAAACUUCGAGUCAGCCCUCAUUCAGCAGCUGUGUCACUUGUACGGUAUUGAAAAGUCACGUACUACCCCAUACCACCCUGCUGGAAACGGCCAGUGCGAACGUUUCAACCGAACAUUGCACAAUCUGUUGCGCACCUUGCCAGUGUCAAAAAAGGGUGAUUGGCCAUCUUGUCUUCCCCAGGUAUUGUUUGCUUACAAUACGACUCCCCACCAAGCCACAGGGGAGUGCCCCUAUUUUUUGAUGUUUGGGCAGGAGCCUAGACUUCCAGUCGACUUCCUGCUUGGUAGGGUUGAAGAGCCGCUGGCAGGUAGUGUUCAUCGAUGGGUCCUGGAGCAUCAGGAUCGUUUGCAAGUGGCAUUUGAGGGUGCUCGUGAGCGGUUGGGGGCUGCGGCUGAACGCCGAAAGGUCAGGCAUGACUUACGAGUAAGGUCAUCACCACUGAAGGAGGGUCAGUUGGUAUAUCUCCGCGAUUAUAGCGUGAGAGGUCGACAUAAAAUCCACGACCUGUGGAGCUCAGUGGUGUACCAGAUCUUGAAGACCCCUAAAGAAGGAGGUGUGGUGUAUACAAUUGCCCCCACCACAGAUUUACAUAAAUUAAAGUAUGUGCACAGAUCUUUGCUAAAGCCUCAGAUUGGCAGUAACCCCUCUCCCAUCUUGCAGGAUGUUCCAGUGGUGGAACCUGUGCAGCCUCGGGAAGAGGAGUUAGAUGAGGGAGACUUGUUUGUCCUGGUGCCUGAGACACCGCAGGCUAGUGUUAUGCAGACACCUUGGAGUAUCACUCAGUCUGUCCCUCGGGGGUCGGUUGAAGCCCAGGGAGUAGAAGGAAUUCCAGACGCUGAGAUUUCGCUGUGA